Messenger RNA from Drosophila rhopaloa, 762 nucleotides. RefSeq lists its product as uncharacterized. The coding region runs from base 119 to 721 and encodes 200 amino acids. The record is from RefSeq and is a predicted model, not a curated record. Lineage: Eukaryota; Metazoa; Arthropoda; Insecta; Diptera; Drosophilidae. The transcript has a single exon.
UUUGUUCAUCGCAGGCCAAAUCUGAUUUUCUCUUCGAGUCUUGACCUAACAACAACUGAACAUUUUCUACAAUUUUCUUACGGAAUUUUAUAAACGAAAUUUAUUUUAAUUUGCCAUUAUGAGUUCCAAGAAAACCACAAACAGCACUGAUCCGAUGCAGUGCGCAAUGAUGAAGGAUUCAAAACCAGCCGAGAAGUCGGAGGAGAAGUCUGCAAAGAAGCCGGAGAGGAAGAUAAUGUCGAUAAUCUCCAAGAUUUGGAAGAUUUUCGAGCGGUCGCCAAAGCAACCUGCAGAGCCGACUGCCGAGGUCCCGAAGGAGGAUGAAGUGAGGAAGGACCCUCCCGAAAGGGAGAUGCCUCCUUUCGAGGUCGAUAAGAUGUCGAACAAAGAGGUCAUGGACUUCAUCAACACCAACUCGGAUCUGAUUCCCCCGGAGAAGCGGCUGUUCGUGGCCCCAUUCAUCCUGGCCGAGAUCAACAAGCAGAUCAACAGCCUGUCCCUCAAGGUGAUGAAGUACGCGGAGCUGGAGAAGAGGGCCACCAUGCCGCCGAUGUCCGUGAUGCCACCCCAUCUGAAGUGCCGUCCACCCAGUGUCGUCUCCACCCUGAUCGCCUCCAGGCAGACCCCCAAUUUGUCCUUGAAGGAUGUGCGCAAGGUGACCAAGGGACGCGUCUCCCAUCGCAAGUACCUGGACUAUGUGGCCGUCGUUUUCGAGGACUGAGGACCGAUCGAAUAAAAUCAAAUUUCGAGCUUUAACUUGAA